UUCCGACAGGUGGUUGGGAUAGUUGCUGUCCUCAAAGCGCCGCUGUCCAUUGCUUCACUUUCCAAGCUGAUCCAUCUCGAAGAGUGUAGUAUGCGCACUAGGCUGGACUCGUUUCAGUCUAUCUUGAUCAUCCCAGAUGACAGCAAUAAAUCAGUUUCAUUUCGCCAACCGUCCUUCCGAGAAUUUCUUCUCGAUCCAAAUACCAGCGAUAAAACAAGGCUUUCAGUGGACAGACAGUCGACAAAUCGAGAGUUAGCGCACACAUGUAUUGAAAUCAUGGAUUCUCAACAUGGUCUUCGACAGAACAUAUGUGGCCUGACUAGCCAUGUAACCUCAAAAAAUGAUGUUGGAAUCGAGAAUAUUAAAGAGUGCCUUUCAGCAGAGCUCCGCUACUCUACCCGAUACUGGGUUCAUCAUCUUGAACAAGGAGACUUGAUCGAUCACAACCAGAUACAUGAAUUUCUCAAGAAACAUUUCCUUCAUUGGCUGGAGGCGAUGAGCAUCUUGGGCCAUUUACCAGACGUUGUAAGCAGUAUCAAUGUACUACAACAUAUGAUACAGCCCCAAGCUGGUGCCGAGUUAUCCAAGUUCUUGUAUGAUGCCGAACGAUUUCUUUUGAAGAAUAUGCAAAUCGUCAAGUCACAUCCUCUCCAAUUAUAUUCCUCUGCACUGGUAUUUGCGCCAGAGGAAAGUGUUAUCAGGAGCACAUUCCUUCAUUGUAUCCCAUCACACUUCACCCAGCUACCCAGUGUACCUCAGAAUUGGGGUGCAAAUCUACAAACACUGGAAAAAACAGACCGCUGGGUCUCGAUGGAUCACGUUGGCUAUUCCCCGGAUGGACAACUAUUGCUUUCAGUUGCCCAUACAUUUAUUUUGCGACUGUGGGAGAGCAGCACUGGUAAUGUGCGAGAUAUAGAACAGGCCCGUUCUACUGAUAUCCAAUCACCCACGUUGUCACCAGAUGGGCGGCUGUUAGCUGCAGACUCCGUUGACUGCUCAGUACGAUUGUGGGACUCGCUUUCAGGUAACCUCAAACUUAUCUUGGAAGGUCAUACGGGCUGUAUUUGUCUGGUCAAGUUUUUAUCAAAUCAACAGUUGGUCUCGGCAGACAACCUUGGAACAUUCAAAACAUGGGAUAUUGUGUCCGGAAAGCUGCUGCGAAGCGUACGUUUGAAGCGUUACAGACGGUCCGAGAGAUGUCUUAAGAUGCAAUUCUUGCCUGAGAAGAACUUGCUAGCCGUGGGCUUAGGGACAGGCACAAUACAGCUCUAUGAUACGGUCGACGGUCAGGUACGGUAUACACUGACAGGCCCUUGUGCAAGAAUUUCAUCCUUGGUGUUCUCGCCAGAUGGAAAUUUAUUAGCCUCCGGAUCGGCUGAUGGCACAGUGAAAUUCCGGAAUAUCCACGAAGGCACUCUGCAUGAUACAUGGCACUGCCACACAGGUUCUGGCGUGGUUGACAGUGUGGCCUUCUCCCAUGAUGGCAGAUCAUUGGCAGUGGCCUGUGAGGGGGGGCUGAACAUCUGUAAUCUAGACACCAGCUCGAUCUCAUCCACACUUGAUAGCCGCGCCAUGACAUCCGUGAGCUUUUCACCUGAUGGCCGACAUGUGGUGUCUGCGCACGAGACUCUGGUGAUAAUCUCUGAUACAACUGAGAGUGAACAAAAGUUCCCUCUGGAAGAGCAUCAGGCACCGUGGGCCUUCAUGGAGCUAUGGGAUGUUUCGACGGGUACAGUACAACACGUACUAGAGUUCGAAGCAACUGGCUAUGCCCUGGUCACCUUCUCUCCACAUGGCCGACUCUUAGCCGGGUACUCGGGGAGGGAUGGGCUCAUGAAACUAUGGGAAGUAUCCACCGGGAAGUUGCGACAUACUUUAGCAAUCCAUGCUAAGCAAGUUGGAUCGCUUCGGUUUUCCCCAGACGAGAGCCUGCUGGCCUUUGAGCUCGUUGACGCAACAACACUAUGGAAUACCACCACGGGCUGGAGCAAGCAGAUCCCAAGGCCAGAACACUUGUCUAACUAUUCCACAAUCUUCAACACUUUCACCCCAGAGUUGCAGUUCUCCCGAGAUGGUCUAUCAAUAUUGUCCUGCGAAGGGGAAGUCAUAAAGAUCUGGAACACAACGGACGGCUCUUUACAUCGAACCCUGACUGGCCAUUCUGGCGUCAUUGAUGCAGUCGCCUUCUCACCAUCUACCGAUCUUCUGGCCUCCAGCUCACGGUAUGAAAAAACAGUGAGAAUAUGGAAUAUCACAUCAGGUACACAGGAACGUGUGAUCCAAGGCGUCUACACACGUGAAUUGGAAUUCUCGCCCGAUGGCAAGCUGCUGGCUGGAAAAUAUCAUGACAACAUCAACGUGUGGAAUGUUUCAGACGGAAUGCUGCAGCAGACGUUGGAAUUGUUCGACUGGCCUCUGCACGACUGCAAUGCCGAAAGGUCCUGGUUUCUGGACCCCAACAGUGAUGAAUACACAAUGCGUCAAACGGAUCAAGACAGUCUCAUGAUAUUAACUGCUGAAUGGAUACUUCUCGGACAGGAGAAAAUCUUGUGGAUUCCACCGGAAUAUCGAGGGGAGCUGGCGACCUCGCGUGUGAACGGGAAUACGGUCGUCAUGGUGGAUAUGGUGGGUCAUGUGUCCUUUAUAGGACUGAAUAGGUCUUUGGGAGGCUAG
Molecule: messenger RNA, 2673 nt
Organism: Aspergillus sclerotioniger CBS 115572
Lineage: Eukaryota; Fungi; Ascomycota; Eurotiomycetes; Eurotiales; Aspergillaceae
Product: WD40 repeat-like protein
Exons: 3
Molecular function (GO): protein binding
Source: RefSeq, a predicted model, not a curated record